Messenger RNA from Diachasmimorpha longicaudata, 2415 nucleotides. RefSeq names its product odorant receptor 85b-like. Gene Ontology annotation, biological process: sensory perception of smell; detection of chemical stimulus involved in sensory perception of smell. Gene Ontology annotation, cellular component: plasma membrane. The record is from RefSeq and is a predicted model, not a curated record. NCBI's taxonomy places the organism in Eukaryota, Metazoa, Arthropoda, Insecta, Hymenoptera, Braconidae. Bases 844 to 2073 code for a protein of 409 amino acids. The transcript is spliced from 9 exons. Gene Ontology annotation, molecular function: odorant binding; olfactory receptor activity.
CUCGCGCAUAGUUGAUCUGCUCUGCUGAACGUACCGUCGGUCAAAUAGGCACUGUAGACAUGACACUUCUGUCCUUGACACCCAGAGGCCACUAUUUAUGUUGGAUUUUUAAUUAUUUAAAAUACAAAAAAUCGAUUUUAGAAUAUUCUUGGAGUCCUAGAAAAAUCGGAAGUCGUCUCACGAAUGGAUUCCCGUUGACUUGCGAUACCUUGUCCCCUGUUUCUCAUCAAAUCAUGUCGACAUGAUAUCUUACCCAAGAAGACCAUCAACAAAUAACAUUUAUGCCAAUAACAUUACAAGUCAUAAUAAUUAUCACCACACAAUACCAUCAACAUAAUAUUUUUCAGUAUAUUCUGCCCAAUAGUAUUACAUCCCGAUAAUAUUUAGGGGUGGUUACCCUUCUCCCUCCAUCCCUAUUCCCUUACUUUCUCCCUCAUCAACUGUCCCACCGCGAAGUGGAUAUUACCCCACCGUAUUCACAAUUAUAGGCAGUUCACCAGAGUAUUCACUCUCCAGUACCGAUGUUAGAGGAUGGAAUGACGAGAAAAUUGAACUGACAUUUGCCUCCAGGGGAUUUUCCCCGAAAAUCAUACGGUGCAAAUUCUCGGUAAAAAAAAACUACAGUUGAUGUCGAUAGUCUCUGACUGACGUUUGUCGGUGAACGUAUAUUCAACUCUUCACUUUUAUCCGCAAAAUUUUCCAUCACAUGAGCCGUGGGGAUAAUGCCCUGGGGUCCGCAGCAGGUGUUACUUUUCGACUUUAGUCUGAGGAAGGGUUUGGCACGCGGGGGCUGAGUCAAUCGAUGGAAAAUAACUUUGUUGUUUCAGGGGUGAGGCAGAAGUCAUGCGGCACCGAGGAAGCGUGGACGAACCGAACGGAGGAAAAGACUUCUGGGAUCAGUCUUACUACUGGUUCACGAAGACCAUAUUCCGGGCCAUUGGCCACUGGCCCUAUCAGUCACGGAUGGAACUUGUUAUGUGCAGAAUAGCCCUGCACUUCGCUUAUUGGAUUCAAGUGGUACCACAGAUCGUCGCAGUUGUUUGCCAUUAUGAUAAUUUCGAUCUCGUCAUCGAAGCGAUGAGUUCCUUUAUUAUUGACGUGGCCGUUAUGUGCAAUUUGACUACUUUUUUCUUCAAUUCUGAUAAGAUCCAACUCCUCCUGGAACAGGUCAAGGAGGACUGGACAAUUUUUCCAAUGAAUAAUGGAUUGAAAUUACUUCAUGAAUAUACUGAAUUGGGUAAACAAAGGGUGAUAUUAUAUUCAGUGGGUCUUUAUGCUGCCUGGUUCAUGUUUGUUAGUGAACCACUUUAUAUUAAAAUAUUUCGCCUCUUCAGACCCUCCAACAAAACUGUACCAUUGCGAUUUCCAAUACCAGUGGAUUAUGGCCCACUCGAUGUGGAAAAAUACUAUUACGUUAUUCUAGCAGUUUCAGCUAUAUCGAUAUUUGGGGUUGUCACGGUGGUGGUGUCUGCUGACAUAUUACUAUUUCUCUAUUCACAACAUGCAUGUGGAGUAUUUGCAGCUUUGGGAGUCGCCAUCGAAAAUUUACCGGUUAAUGUCACUACUCGGAAACAGACGAAUGAUUAUGAAUAUCAGUAUCUGAGAAAGUGUGUCAUAAUACAUCAUCGAAUACUUGAAUUUUCAAAUACCAUUGAGAGUAUUUUUUGCUGGAAUUUUUUAAUGACUAUUGGACUUAACAUGAUUGUCAUUAGCAUGACUGCGGUACAGGUACAGAUAGACAUGAACUGCUUGGCUGUUACUAAUUUAGAUGCAGUAGCUUUACUUCUGAAGACCCUGAUGUUUAUGAUAGCAACAACUUCGCACCUGUUCAUCCAAUGUUUCAUGUCACAACAAAUUACAGAAAGCAGUCUUGGUGUUCAGCAAAGCGUAAUUAAUGCAAAAUGGUACUUCAGUACAGCCCAAUCGAAGCAUUUACUGCAAUUUAUGAUUAUGCGGAGUCAAAUUCCGUGUCAGUUAACAGCGGGAAGAGUCAUCCUCAUGUCCCUGAACACAUUCAGUUCCAUCAUCAGAACUUCGGCGACUUAUUUCACAAUAUUCCUGGACAUGCAAUAGAUCAUGAAAAAUACGUUCAAAGGGUAUGUUAAAGAGGUUGACGUUGGAAAACGGCACCUGAUAUUUUUGUUAUUCAUAAUUAUUGGAUAUUGGGUUUAAUUAAAAAAGCAGUUAAUUAUAAAAAGCAGGAGAUUUACUAUUAUAAUUUCUUUAUCCAACAAAGGCCCCAUAUUUCCAUUGGAGAAUCCCUUUCAAAUUCUUGUCAGAAGAAUAUUUAAUUGAUAAAAUAAUCUUUAUCUGUCAGUGUGUGUUAUUCACUUCUAUUUUUUUCUCUCUGGAGGGCCAAUUUUCAUCCAAAUUUUUUGUUCAUGUACCACUCGAUACUUUUACCCCUCCCUGAAA